Molecule: messenger RNA, 529 nt
Organism: Magnolia sinica
Lineage: Eukaryota; Viridiplantae; Streptophyta; Magnoliopsida; Magnoliales; Magnoliaceae
Product: acyltransferase GLAUCE-like
Exons: 1
Coding region: 8-529 (173 amino acids)
Molecular function (GO): acyltransferase activity, transferring groups other than amino-acyl groups
Source: RefSeq, a predicted model, not a curated record
UGAGGCCAUGGUGGCCCACCUGUGGAAAUCAAGGACGAGGGCUGUCUUUGAAGACCCAUGUGGGGUUUCAUCAAUACUCUUUGUUGUGGACAUUAGGAGCAAGAUAACUCCGCCCUUGCCACAUGGGUUUGUUGGGAAUGCUGUUGUAACAGCUUGUUCAAGUGCAAAGGAGGUGGAUUUGAAUAAGGAGUCUCUGGGGUUUUGUGUUGAGAAGGUGAAGGAAGCAAUAGAGAUGGUGACAGAUGAGUAUGUGAAAUCAGUAGUGGAUUGGUUGGAGGUUUAUAGAGGGGUCCCUUCCACUUUAGAUGAGAAUUUUUAUGUGUCAGCUUGGUGGAAGUUGCCCUUCCAUGAGCUGGAUUUUGGGUAUGGGAGGCCCACCUAUGGUGGCCCAGUUGUGAGUGGAAUCAAUGAGUUUGUGUUGUUGCUCUCUAAUGGUAUUGGGGUGAGGAGAGGUGGAGGUGUCAAUGUAUGGAUGGCCUUAGAACAAGAGAAGAUGGAGAAAUUCAUUAUGCAUGUGUUUGAGGUGUAG